Messenger RNA from Phlebotomus argentipes, 5585 nucleotides. RefSeq lists its product as uncharacterized. The coding region runs from base 1 to 4707 and encodes 1568 amino acids. The transcript has 7 exons. Gene Ontology annotation, biological process: actin cytoskeleton organization. Gene Ontology annotation, molecular function: protein kinase A regulatory subunit binding. The record is from RefSeq and is a predicted model, not a curated record. Gene Ontology annotation, cellular component: cytoskeleton. NCBI's taxonomy places the organism in Eukaryota, Metazoa, Arthropoda, Insecta, Diptera, Psychodidae.
AUGCAGCGUGAUCACGAGCUGGAGGCCGUGACGAACGUAACGCUGAGCAAUGCCCUGAAGCAGCUGGCGAGUCUCGUGCUCAUCGCCAAUGACAUCUUCACGGAGCUCAACAGCCAGCUGCAGGGCGUGAGUGAGCGCUCACGAGGCAUCAAGCAGCGCAUCGAUGUCCUGCAGCAGCGCGUGGAGGAGUUUGACCCCAAGAUGGUCGCAGUUCCUGAGGGUGACUUGGCGACAUUCGUGCACAUCAAGAACCACUUCAAGUCGACCGAGACCUUCGCCACGGCCCUCUUCACACCCGCCACUCGUUCGGAUGCCGUGAGAAAUCUCUACGAGGCCGCCGCCAAGACGCCCGUCUGCGUGAUGCGCGAGAUGGACCGAUUGCUUGGUCAGGAUGAGCGACGAGCCUCCGUGGCGGAGAUCUUCAUGUGCACUCCCGUUCUGGGCCAAACGAGACGUCGCAUGAGGUGUAAUAUUGACGUGGAGAUUGAAACAAGAAUGCCGGCUGCAAUUGACGACCUGAGGAAGUGGACAUCACUGGAGGCUAUUGGAGAUAUCACGGUGACGCCGGAUUGUGUGCCACGUGUGGGAUUCGCUGGACAGCUGAACUCCACGGACGCCUCGGGCGGACAUCCGGCCGUGGUGGUGACUCCCUGCACGCCACCAUCAGGCGACGAGGAUGAGCCAGACGACAUCACGGUCAUCAGCGGCUCGCGCGUCCACGACACUCUGUCCGCCACGCCAGACGACAUGCCGCUGGACCACAGAUUGCCAUCGCCAGAGGAACAGUGCCAGAUUCUUGCCCUCAAAUUCCCAGCGGAAGUCGUGUCGGUGGACAUUUCAGGGAAGCGCUUCGACCGAAUGUGCCACACGCGAAAGUCCCUCUUGCACACCCACACCGCGGGCUCGGCGUCAGAGAGUGGCGUCAGUUCCCCGCCGUCAGACUGUGUCGACAACCAGACUGUGAAGCGACGCUCGCGACCGAAGAAACCGCGCGGAAAGCGGCGAAAUACUCUGGCCGGCACUGACCAGAAGGAGAUCCAGGAAGCUGCCAAUGGGGAACCGGAAACUGUGGUGGCGCCGGACGACUUGGAGGAUCUGCUGACAGUUGUGUCGAGAAGUAAGUCGAGCGACAUCCUCAAGAGAGACCCAUUCACCGUGGAUUCUGGCCGCACCUUGUCCACCCACUUCAAUUCGCUGAAGCAAUGGGGCAUGAAUCGAUUGCGAAUGAUGAAUCGCAACAGCAGCGAGGACAGAAGAGAAGCCCAGAGCGGUGCCAAGUCUUCAGACAUUGACGACUUCAAUGUCCACGAGAGCAUUGGCAUUCGCAGUCGCCGCAAGAUGGGCGAGAAGGAGCGGAGGCUUUCGCAUGAGCGAAAGCCCUCGUACUCCUCGUCGGAGAAGAGCAUCUCCAUCGCAUCCCCAGCUAGUAUAAAUCCUGUUAAGCUGCGUGAGUCCUCGUCGAUUCGACGACAGAGGCGAAUUGGAAUGGCCACAAGAGAGGAGCCGAACUCCUCCAGUGGAAAUUGGAGUGCGAGCUCCGAAUCGGGACGCACUUCGAUCGGGAGUGAGAUCACAGCUCAGCCCAAAUCGAGUGCUUCCAGCAAUAGUCUCAACCACAACCAUCAUCCAGGUAGUGGUCCGCCCAGUUCCAUCAUCAGCCGAAGGCGAUUCCUCAACACCAGCGCUUCGAGCAGUGUGACCAGCGAAGGCACUGCAACGCCAGAUCUGCAGGUGCACGAGAUGUUCUACGAUGAUGGAGAGACAAGUUCGGCUUACUCAUGCGACACCGAGGGCUAUUACACAUCCUUCCACGUUGAUUCGGGAUUGAAAACUCUCAAGGAGGAAGAACCAGUGACACCUUUGCACACCUCUUCAGCCCUUUCGUCCACAAAUUCGUUCUCCAGUUCUGGCAAUCAGACCGUUCUUUCGGCAGAGAAUGAAUACGAAUUGUUCGGGAAGGGAUCAACAUCGACAACAACCAGUUCGGCUGGAACUGUCUGCACAACUCUCAAGGCUGCCGGAAGCGAUCGGAGCCUGAUCGUGGGCCCCACUGUUCCAGAGCGCAAGAGUUCGCUGACGAAGCUGCACAGGAGCAGCAGCACAAACAGUGGAGGCACUCUCGAGAGGAGCUAUUCCAGCAGCACUGUGGGCAGCACGUUGGAGAGAACGGGCACUAUCAAGAGGAAUGGUGUGCUGCUGCAGAAGGAAGUGGCUGCCAUUGUGCAUCAGCAUCAGCAGGAGCAUCAGAAGGAAACUAGGACAGAUUCUCCGGAUAGUGGGAACAACACUAGUUCCUCACCAGUUGAAUCCAAUGCCAAUUCCAGCCCAACUCAAGGAGUGCGCAGCUACUCUGAAUUUGAGUACUCAGAGUCAUCAGAUUUGGAAGGCGUUGAUCGCAUUGAGCGGAUCAGAAACAAGACAACGAUUAACUCCAGCAGGAUUCCGUCAAUGUGCGUAAUUACUCCGACGAACAGUGACGAUGAGUACCAAACGGUUAUCGCCAAGAAGGUGGGAUCAAUUGGCCAAAGGCAGAAACUUGAGGUACCUUUGCAGGAGACGGACUUGGAUUCGUUGGAAUUCAACACAGCCAGCGAGAAGGCUAAUAGCGAUAAAAUGCAGAUCAUCACUGUUAAUCAGACAACGGGUUACGCCACCGUCCAGACCGUAGAAACGCCUAAGGUGAGCGCCCCUGCUCUGAAGCCCGUGGAGCUGAAGAAGGAGGUGCAGUAUGUGAAGAAGACCACUCUGUUGCCACUGAACACGAUGCUGGGCAAGCUGAAGGGGGUUCUGCCCACCCUGUCGAAGCUCAAGAGUCCGCAGAAAGACACCCAGGAGGAGUCUGGCAUGGAGUCGCCGCCGGAGCCCGACACAGCCGGAGAGUACGUGACGAUAGCGGACGUGAAGAAUAACAACAAGACCCCCAGCGGGGGUGUCUACUACUCCAACGACGUGGUGAAGAGGAACUUGGCAACGGUUCUAUCGGGCAACCUGGCGGAGGAGACGGAGUAUGUGUCUCUGAAUGAGUUGCCAGCCAGCAUGCGAUGCGAGAGCAAUCUGUUGUCGCCCAGCAUCGAGAGUGGCACGUCCGAGAAGAAAAUCGAUACGGAGACGGAGAAUCGAAGGGGCGCGCGCGUCAUGCUGGAUGCGCAAGGGAAAGUUGUGUACAGUUCAGACAGUCUGAAGCGACGGAAGGGUGCACACACGACAUUUGCGCCAGGCCCGUGUGUCAAAGACAUCAGCCAGGGGAGCCCCACGAGUGGGCCAACGCCACCCCCGGGUGGUCCGUCCCACCGCCAGCCCACCGUUGUGCGCCCCGUGCCCAUCAUCAAUCCCGCCCGAAAGUUCGCGAGUGAAAAUCAGGCCAGCGCGGCCAAUGAACCCCUGAAGGAGGAGGCCACCCACGCGAAUCAGGAAGCCAAGGCCCCGAUGCUCCCAAUUGGGUCACUCGACAUGGGCGCUUAUGUGAAUCUCCAGUGCGAGGAGGACACAUACUUGCCGCCCCCGCCGCCGCUACUCGCGUCCAGUCCAGGCUAUCCACAUUCGUACCAUGACGACGCUCGGACCCACCUCGCCACGCUGCCACGUGCGCCGAUAGCGUGUGCGCCGCCGCCCGCCGCCUACGAGAGCGCCGGCUCGCCGUUCUGGACGCUGCAAGCGCGGCGGCCGCCAGUCGAGGCGCUCUACUCCACGCCCAACAAGCCGAAGCGGACGCCGCUCAAGACGACGCCGCUGGGCUUCGAGACCUUCUUCUCGCCCGUGAAGGAGUCCACGAGCCUCCGCGAGAGCCCCACAGAGUCGCCCAUCGAUCCGCGAAGUGGCGGCAGCAUGAGGACGUCCACGCCGAGCCGUGGCGACACUUCCACGAAGCCCAACCUCGCGGAUGAGCUGCGCACAAAGCUAAGGAUCCACGAGGGAGUGCGAUCCAGCGGGAACAGCCCCUCCAGCUCCGGUCGGUCCACGCCACGCGGCAUCUUGGAGCCGCAGCAGAGCCGCGGUCGGCACAGCUGGGCGUCGGACGCCGUGGAGAUUCCACAAACUUGCUCAGACCGCAUGGGAGCGCCCAAAACCAGCCUGAUGGACUUCAAGAGGCUGCUGCUGGCGAAGGCUGGCAAGGGCAGCGCUAUCACGAAGCCGUCAGCUGUGGAGCAGUUGCUAAAGAAGCCCAAGCCCGAGCCGAGCCCAGUGAAGCCGGCGCUCAACUCGAGCCUCAAAAUCCAGGAUCUGAGCGGAUCGCCCAAGACCUUCGCGAGUCGACGCAUGAUUCGUCAAGGCAACUUUGGCGGAUCGCCGGCCAAGCACAUGUCGCCGCGUGCCAAUUGGCGGCUGAACAGUGCCAAGAAGCACGACGUGAUGUCCACGUCGAUCCCCGAAGCCAAUAGUGAGGAGGACAAUUCUUCCAGCCCAGGAAACUCGACGCGGCGCAGCUCAAUCGCGUCCGACGUGACGCCACCGGUGGAUAUCAAGACGGAGACGAAGAAUGUGGUGGAGGAGAUUGUGAAGAUGAAGGACAACAUCUUCCUGAAGGCGGAGGAGAACAACUUCAUGAAGCACGAGAUGCAGAAGACGCCCACCUACGCAUCCAACCGGAGUCAAUUGCAAGCCCAGCGGGCGCAGUUCCUGCUCGGGCUGAGCCCGGCGGCGCCCAAGGAGAAGCGCAGCUCCCCGGAGCCCGCCAAGGGCACGCCGUCCCUCGAGACGGCACUCUGAUGCGACUCGCAGGCGCCCAGAUUCAUCGCAAUAACUUAGUAGACUGUUUUAGGAUAUUAAUUUGAUCGGAUCGCGCGAAUAACGAAUCCCUAUCGACCUACUUUGUUGCAUCCUCUUUUCCUGAUAGGAUAAGGAGUCUAUUUGAGAGAUGAUAUGCAUUUUAACAUAUGACAGUCCUAUGUAGAUUUAUAUACAUAUAUAUAACUUAUUUGUAAUUUAUGAAAUUGACGGAAUUUUUUAAAUCGACCAUCACAUUCGAAUCACCAGCCAACAUGGAGAACAAACUGCCACAAUUUUAAACAGAGACACGUGUCGUUCCGCGACAUAGCCUUAUUUUUGUAAUAAUCUAACUUUACAAACUAAAAACACAGUCAAUACUGCUGAAUGCUUCAUAGACCAAGAUAUUCACUUUCUUUUCUGAGGCUUUGAGGAGACGAAUGGGUAAUUUUUAGGCGAUAGACAGACGAUGCUUCACGAGGAAGGAAGGAAAAUAAUUUGCAAAGGUUGCAACCUCUUGAAUUUGUCACUUUAUUGCUAAAUUUUAAAAUCGAAUUUAUCAUGCAUUUUAUUUAAGUCUCUAUACAAUCAAUAUUGUGCCAAAUUCGAUUGUGAUUCCAGAAGAUUUUCCUUAUCUGUCUAUCAUCUAAAAAGGCGUCACAUUUGCAGUUAAAUGCGUAAUGAGAAUUGAAAUUUAGAUAUAUAAAUAAUGGAAAAUAUCACAUUUUUAUCCAUGUUUUAUCAGAGUCUAGCUAAUCGUCGAGAAAAUCUACUGUAGAGACGCUUUUGUAAUUGUUUCUUAUUUAUUAACAUUGUUGUAUGACUUUCUUGCAUAAAUCGAGCAAAAAUGUAAUUGUAUCUUCAAAAAAAUAUACACUAUC